AUGGCGGCAGCCAUAACAACCGUGUCGGAGAGCCGUGAGGUCCGCGGACUCAACCUCAUUGCCGCGCACUCCCAUAUUCGUGGAUUGGGCGUCGACUUGGCAACAUUGGAACCGCGGGCAUCUUCGCAGGGUCUGAUCGGGCAAGAGAAAGCGCGAAAAGCAGCGGCGGUUAUUCUACAGAUGGUCAAAGAUGCAAAGAUUGCAGGAAGGGCGGUGUUGAUCGUUGGGCCACCGAGCACUGGCAAGACUGCCUUAGCCAUGGGCAUGGCCCAGUCCCUCGGUCCGGAUGUUCCCUUCACGAUGCUCGCCUCCUCCGAAAUCUUUUCGCUUGAGAUGUCCAAGACCGAGGCCCUGACCCAGGCCUUUCGCAAAUCUAUCGGAGUUAGAAUCAAGGAAGAGAGUGAGAUCAUCGAAGGUGAAGUUGUCGAGAUCCAAAUUGACAGAAGUGUGUCCGGGGGUAACAAACAAGGCAAGCUUACGAUCAAAACUACGGAUAUGGAGACCGUCUACGACAUGGGAACCAAAAUGAUUGAUUCCAUGACCAAAGAGAGGGUCAUGGCCGGAGACGUGAUAUCAAUCGACAAAGCAUCAGGCAAGAUAACCAAGCUGGGCAGAUCAUACACAAGAUCAAGAGAUUACGACGCUAUGGGUGCAGAUACCAAAUUCGUCCAGUGUCCGGAGGGUGAACUUCAAGUCCGAAAGGAGGUGGUCCACACAGUUUCUCUCCACGAGAUUGAUGUCAUCAACUCCAGAACGCAGGGGUUUCUUGCAUUAUUUUCGGGCGACACGGGUGAGAUUCGAAGCGAAGUGCGCGAUCAGAUCAAUACCAAAGUUGCCGAAUGGAAGGAAGAAGGAAAGGCAGAGAUCAUUCCCGGUGUCCUAUUCAUCGAUGAGGUACACAUGUUGGACAUUGAAUGUUAUUCCUACAUCAACCGGGCAUUGGAGGCGGACCUCGCGCCAAUCGUCAUCAUGGCAAGCAACAGAGGCCAUGCCCGCAUACGUGGAACAACGUACAGCUCGCCGCAUGGCCUGCCCUUGGACUUCCUCGAUCGCGUUGUCAUCAUCAGCACUCAGCCUUAUUCACAAGAAGAGAUCUCUCAGAUACUUGCCAUCCGAGCCCAAGAGGAAGAAGUUGAUCUAUCAGCCGACGCCCUUACCUUACUCACAAAGAUUGGUCAGGAAUCAGGUCUUCGGUAUGCGAGCAACAUCAUCACGACUUCCAGCUUGCUGAGCCAGAAACGGCGAGGAAAGGAGGUCGGCAUCGAGGACGUUCAGCGGAGCUACAAGCUCUUCUAUGAUCCUACAAGAUCGACCAAACUGGUGAACGAUUUCGAGAAACAAUUUAUCAGUGAAGAUGGGGAGGUCAGUUUUGUGCUGAAUGGUACCAACGGCAGUGGCGCCGAUGCGAUGGACACAGCUUGA
Molecule: messenger RNA, 1422 nt
Organism: Capronia epimyces CBS 606.96
Lineage: Eukaryota; Fungi; Ascomycota; Eurotiomycetes; Chaetothyriales; Herpotrichiellaceae
Product: RuvB-like helicase 2
Exons: 3
Coding region: 1-1422 (473 amino acids)
Biological process (GO): chromatin remodeling; box C/D snoRNP assembly; regulation of transcription by RNA polymerase II
Cellular component (GO): Swr1 complex; Ino80 complex; R2TP complex
Molecular function (GO): ATP binding; ATP hydrolysis activity; DNA helicase activity
Source: RefSeq, a predicted model, not a curated record